Messenger RNA from Aspergillus neoniger CBS 115656, 652 nucleotides. Its product is annotated as RidA family protein. Gene Ontology annotation, cellular component: mitochondrion; cytosol. Gene Ontology annotation, molecular function: deaminase activity. The record is from RefSeq and is a predicted model, not a curated record. NCBI's taxonomy places the organism in Eukaryota, Fungi, Ascomycota, Eurotiomycetes, Eurotiales, Aspergillaceae. Bases 131 to 481 code for a protein of 116 amino acids. The transcript is spliced from 3 exons.
GCCGCAACAACUGGACUAGCAGAAAAAGCCAUUUAAAGGGGAGUUGAAUGACAUUGGCAUUCUCCAUUCAGAUCACAAGCACUAAUCUCAGAGUGUCGAAGAUUACCACAUCCAAAUUCAUCCAAUCAAGAUGUCGCGCCAACUUAUCUCGAGCGAGAAGUUCCCUCCCAAGCCUCACAACUGCCCCGCAGUCAAAGUUCCCGGACUUGUUUUUUGUGCCGGUCAAACUGCCACUGGAGAGGUUAAGCAAGCCACACGAACUGUACUCCAAAACCUCAAGGAGGUGCUCGAGCUAUCCGGGUCGUCGCUCGAGCAAGUAGUCAAGUACAAUGUCUACCUGGCAGACAUGAAGGACUUUGCUGCCAUGAACGAGGUGUAUAUCGAUUUUCUGCCCAAGCCAAUGCCUUCUCGGUCGUGUCUGCAGGCAGUUCCUCCGGGGGAUGGGACGGUCAUUGAGAUUGAGUGUAUCGCACAAGCUUGAGUCAUUUGGUUAAUAUUAGAAGGUCGUCAAUGCAUAAAAAUAAAUUCUCAUCACAUUUUAAAUAGAAACUUUUGACUCUGUCAAACACUUUACUCAGUAGUGAAUUUUCAUGCUUUAGCGCUCCUUGCGUACAUGCCUGUGCUGCGCUGAGUUUUAAUGUCUAGCACUAGG